AUGGGUAAAGCUCAGAGUAAAUUGAGCCCCGAGCAACUGCACGACCUUCAGAAAUGCACUUACUUUGAUAAGAAGGAGCUGCAACAAUGGUACAAAGGCUUCUUGAAAGACUGUCCGUCGGGCCAACUGGACAAGACCGAGUUCCAAAAGAUCUACAAGCAGUUUUUCCCGUUCGGUGACCCUUCGCGGUUUGCCGACUAUGUGUUCAAUGUAUUUGACGGCGACAAGAACGGGACGAUUGAUUUCAAAGAGUUUAUAUGUGCAUUGUCUAUAACCAGUCGAGGAAGAGUUGAUGAAAAGCUAUUGUGGGCAUUUCAGCUCUACGAUAUCGAUAAUGACGGAUACAUAUCACAAGGCGAAAUGUUACAUAUUGUCGAUGCUAUCUACAAGAUGGUCGGCAGCAUGGUAAAGCUGCCAGCGGAUGAAGACACGCCGGAAAAGAGAGUCAGCAAGAUUUUCGACAUGAUGGAUCAGGAUCGGGAUGGCCGUUUAACGAUGGAGGAAUUUAGAGAAGGAUCGAAAAAGGACCCUACCAUUGUCCAAGCACUGAACUUGUACGAUGGUCUAGUCUAGCCAUCUCUCUCUUUCUCUCUCAUUCUUUAUUCGCCCCCACACCCUCUUAUCUUGUCCACCUAAACACUACGUUACUAUCCCAUCUCAUCGUCCCACACACUUUUUUUUUCUUUCGUCAAAGAGAAACAACAUUACAUAUCCAUCUUGCUGCUGCUGCUGCUGCUGCUGCUGUAUACGCGCACCCACGUUGCAAGUCAAGACAACCCAUUUAAACAUGAUAUAAAAUAUACAACCAUGAUACGUUCUGUAAAGUUGUCUCUU
Zychaea mexicana is the source of this 834-nucleotide messenger RNA. Its product is annotated as calcium-binding protein NCS-1. Gene Ontology annotation, cellular component: cytosol; intracellular membrane-bounded organelle; membrane. NCBI's taxonomy places the organism in Eukaryota, Fungi, Mucoromycota, Mucoromycetes, Mucorales, Lichtheimiaceae. The transcript has 6 exons. The record is from RefSeq and is a predicted model, not a curated record. Bases 1 to 573 code for a protein of 190 amino acids. Gene Ontology annotation, molecular function: calcium ion binding.